UGGAUGUAGCAGUUUUUUUGCAGCAGUGACAGUUGUUGUUGUUGGGAGAGGAUUUGCUGUUGCGGCUUCACUAUGUGUGCUCUUUCUGCUAUCGUUGUGUGAGGAUUGAGGCGUGCUGCUGGCGUUCUGAGUGGGAUCUGUCCCGGGCACUGCCACAAUGUGUUUACUGUGUGUGUUGCUGUCUUUCUGACUGUAUGUGUGUAACUCAGGGGCGCCUCACUGGCUCACUUUCUAUCAGGCUUCCUCCAGACCAGCGCCUGGUUCUGUGGAGUGCCAGGGUCUGUGACUGAUGCUAAACUUUCAACACUGAGUUUCCAAGCCAAGCUCUGCCCCUUUUAAUGCUGGCUGUAACUUAUGCCUAUUUCAGGGUCUGCCCCUUUUGUCUUAAGUUCUGCUCUCUCAUUCUGCCACCCUGUGUCUGAUAUUGUGGAUUUGAUGCUUUUUGUCUCAGCCAGACCCUGAUGCAGUGGACUUAGUUACAAGAACCCUUUGCCCCCUCCCCUCCCCCUUUUGUACUUGUGUUUAGAGUGUGUUCUGUACCUAGACUGGGUUUCCUUGCGCAGGUCCUGCUGGCUGACUCGAAGUUACCCCAGCCCUGUCUGUGUGUGUCUGACCCUCGGUGUCUCUGCCUCAUGGACCAGUGUGUGUGUGUGGAACGGGAGCUGGAGAAAGUGCUGCACAAGUUUCUAAUGUAUGGGCAGCACUGUGACCGCAGCUUGGAGGAACUGGUACAGUAUGUCAGCGGCCUCCGACAGGAGUUAUCCAAUGCAGGUCACCUUGAUGCCCAGUUGUCAGCGACACUGUCACUGGUCAUGUCCCAGUGCUGUAAGAAGAUAAAGGACACCGUCCAGAAACUAGCCUCUGACCACAAAGAUAUUCACGGCAGUGUCUCCAAAGUGGGAAAAGCUAUUGACCGGAACUUCGACACUGAUGUGAGUGGUGUAGGUGUGGACGGUGUCUGGGAUUCACCUGAAAAGCAGCAGUCCUUGAGUGAGGCUGUGGUCGAACAUUUGUACCGACAGGGAUUGCUGAAUGUUGCUGAAGAACUGUGCCAGGAAUCCGGGAUAUGUAUUGACCUCAGUCAGAAGGAACCCUUUCUGGAAUUGAACAGGAUCCUGGAGGCACUGCAAAUGCGUGACUUGAGGCCAGCAUUGGAGUGGGCAAUGACCAAGCGGGAGAAGCUGCUGGCUUUGAACAGCACGCUGGAGUUCAAGCUGCACCGAUUAUAUUUCAUUAGCCUGCUCACUGGAGGGGUCAUCAACCAGAUUGAAGCCCUGGAAUAUGCCAAGAACUUCCAACCCUUUGCGCAACAGCAUCAAAGAGAUAUCCAGGUAUUGAUGGGGAGCCUGGUCUACCUGCGGCACGGGGUUGCAAACUCUCCGUACCUCCACCUACUGGACUCCAAUCAAUGGGCAGACAUCUGUGACCUAUUUACCAGGGAUGCCUGUGCCCUCCUUGGCCUGUCAGUCGAGUCGCCUCUCAGUGUCAGUUUUUCUGCUGGUUGCUUGGCAUUGCCUGUUCUGCUGAAUAUUAAGGCUGUGAUUGAGCUGCAGCAGUGCACGGGGAUAUGGAGCCAGAAGGAUGAGCUUCCAAUCGAGAUCGAGCUGGGGAAGAAGUGCUGGUACCACUCUGUCUUCGCCUGCCCCAUCCUCCGACAGCAAGCCACUGAAUCUAACCCUCCCAUGAAGCUGAUCUGUGGACAUGUCAUCUCCAGAGACGCAUUAAACAAGCUGAUCAAUGGGGGAAAGUUAAAGUGCCCCUAUUGUCCAAUGGAACAAGCUCCUGCAGAUGCAAAACGGAUCUUUUUUUGAAGACCAGCUUUGCACCCAGUGGAUAUCGAGCCUUUAUUUGGUGAUGGGCUGUAUUAGGGUGUAUCUGGGUUAGUCCUGUCUAAUUGUGACCAGUCUAGGCAAAUAAGUGCUGUGAUUGUGAUCAGCCCUGGACUGUGCUAAUGUGGGCUUGGUGGCUGUUUUUUGGAUAGCUCCCCUCCAUCCUCUUCCCUCGUCUUUCCCCCUUCCCUUUGCCUCCUUCCCCUUCCCCAA
Stegostoma tigrinum is the source of this 2042-nucleotide messenger RNA. RefSeq names its product required for meiotic nuclear division 5 homolog B (gene rmnd5b). Gene Ontology annotation, molecular function: protein binding; ubiquitin protein ligase activity. The record is from RefSeq and is a predicted model, not a curated record. Lineage: Eukaryota; Metazoa; Chordata; Chondrichthyes; Orectolobiformes; Stegostomatidae. Gene Ontology annotation, cellular component: GID complex; nucleus; cytoplasm. Gene Ontology annotation, biological process: proteasome-mediated ubiquitin-dependent protein catabolic process. The coding region runs from base 633 to 1811 and encodes 392 amino acids. The transcript has 9 exons.